UAACAACGCGCAAAACACUCCCUGUACUCUCCCUCUCUUCUUUCCAAAACUUCAGUAGAAAAUGGCCAUCGAAUCCGCCCUAGCUGCGUUGUCCCUCCAAGCGUCUACAGGCACUGGUUUGCCUACCAAGACCCUUGUGUUUAAGCCAAAGACCGCCAAGACCGCCACUCCAGUGCCGGUCGUCGUUAUCGCCUUGGCUGAAACCGCCACCAACACCAAGCUCAUCGCCACCGCUGCCGGCGUCAAGGAGCCACGUCUCGCGAAUGAAGACUUGGUCCAGGAGUUUUUUGGUGUCACCGCCAAGCAAUUCUCUAUUGCCAACAUCGAUGCCUCCCUCAAGGACCAGAUCAAGGUUGUGGUUGAUGAAAACAUCUUAAAGGGCGAGUCAGAAAUCUUCACCUUUGCGUCUGAAUCUGGCGCGCUUUCCUUGGAAGGCAAGACUGUUGCCGCGUUCUUGGCAGCGACCGGUGUGGAGGUGAUCCCAGUUGAUUUCUCCGCGGCCCCAGUCGCUCCGGCGGCGAAGCCAGCGCCAAAGGCUGCAUCUGCGGCCUUGGAUGCCAAGCUCAUCGGUGUCACCGUGGACAAGUUCCUCGACUUCCCAGGUUGGUACUCGCAGAUCCUCACCAAGGGUGAGAUGCUCGACUACUACGAUGUUUCCGGGUGCUACAUCAUGAGACCUUCUUCCUACGCCGUCUGGGAACGUAUCCAGGAAUGGUUCAAUGUCCGCAUCAAGAAGAUGGGUGUUUCCAAUGUGUACUUCCCAAUGUUUGUGUCUUCCAAGGUCUUGGAGAGGGAGAAGGACCACAUCGAAGGCUUCGCGCCAGAGGUUGCGUGGGUCACCAGAGCUGGUAACUCCGAGUUGGACGAGCCAAUCGCCAUCAGACCAACGUCUGAGACCGUCAUGUACCCAUACUACUCCAAGUGGAUUCAGUCCCAUAGAGACUUGCCGUUGAAGUUGAACCAGUGGAACUCGGUCGUCAGAUGGGAGUUCAAGCACCCACAGCCAUUCUUGAGAACCAGAGAGUUCCUCUGGCAGGAGGGCCACACCGUGCAUAUGACCUUCGGGGAGGCCAACGCCGAAGUGAUGCAGAUCUUAGACCUCUAUGCCGGUAUUUACGAGGAGUUGUUGGCUGUUCCGGUUGUUAAGGGCAUCAAGACCGAGAAGGAAAAGUUUGCUGGUGGCUAUUUCACCACCACUGUUGAGGGUUACAUUCCAGCCACCGGCAGAGGGAUCCAGGGUGCCACCUCUCACUGUUUAGGCCAGAACUUUUCCAAGAUGUUCAACAUUGUGGUUGAAAACCCAGACACCGAGAAAUACGGCGAGGAUGAGAAGUUGUUUGCGUGGCAAAACUCCUGGGGUUUAUCCACCAGAGUCAUUGGGGUUAUGGUCAUGGUCCACUCCGACAACAAGGGGUUGGUCGUACCACCACGUGUCUCUAAGGACCAGGUCGUGGUCAUCCCAUGCGGUAUCACUGCCAAGACCACCAAGGAGGAGGAGGCCGCCAUCAUGGCCGGUGCCCGCGCCGUCGAAACCCGAUUGCGUGAGGCUAAUGUCCGUGCCUUCGGUGAUUACAGAGAGAUCUACUCACCAGGCUGGAAGUUCUCCGACGCUGAGUUGAAGGGUGUUCCGUUGAGAAUCGAGUUCGGUCCUAAGGACUUGGCAUCAGCGUCUGUCACCUGUGUCAGAAGAAACGAUGGCCAGAAGGAGACUGUUGCGCUUGCUGACUUGGAAACCGCUAUCCCAGCGUUGUUGGAGGACAUCCAGGCUACCAUGCUUGCCAAGGCCCGCAAGACUUUCGACGAGCACCGUGUGACCGUUGAAAACUGGGCCGACUUUGUCAAGGAGUUGAACAACAAGAACUUGGUUGUUGCGCCGUGGUGUGGUAUUAUGGAGUGUGAGGAGGAUAUCAAGGACUCUUCUGCCAGAAACGGUGAGGAGGAGGAGGAGGUUGACGAGAAGGCCCCAUCUAUGGGUGCCAAGUCCUUGUGUAUUCCGUUUGCGCAGCCAGAGAUGAAGGAGGGGACCAAGUGUGUGAAGUGUGAGGAGAAGGCCAAGCUGUACUGUAUGUUUGGAAGAUCCUACUAAGGAGCCAGAGGGGCGGACAAAGUCUGGUAAUUCUGAUGACUGGGCGCAAUUGGAGUUAGAAGUCAUUCUAACAACAGAGGUAGUCUGUACGC
Babjeviella inositovora NRRL Y-12698 is the source of this 2178-nucleotide messenger RNA. Its product is annotated as proline--tRNA ligase. The transcript has a single exon. The coding region runs from base 62 to 2086 and encodes 674 amino acids. Lineage: Eukaryota; Fungi; Ascomycota; Pichiomycetes; Serinales. Gene Ontology annotation, biological process: prolyl-tRNA aminoacylation. Gene Ontology annotation, molecular function: ATP binding; proline-tRNA ligase activity; aminoacyl-tRNA deacylase activity. The record is from RefSeq and is a predicted model, not a curated record. Gene Ontology annotation, cellular component: cytoplasm; aminoacyl-tRNA synthetase multienzyme complex.